Aspergillus ibericus CBS 121593 is the source of this 2112-nucleotide messenger RNA. Its product is annotated as glycoside hydrolase family 2 protein. Lineage: Eukaryota; Fungi; Ascomycota; Eurotiomycetes; Eurotiales; Aspergillaceae. The transcript is spliced from 3 exons. The record is from RefSeq and is a predicted model, not a curated record. Gene Ontology annotation, molecular function: hydrolase activity, hydrolyzing O-glycosyl compounds. Bases 136 to 2082 code for a protein of 648 amino acids. Gene Ontology annotation, biological process: carbohydrate metabolic process.
CCAGGCGGGGUUGAGGGACGAUCCCGAGCCCCGAGCCUUGCCCCUCCCCCGGGCUCUUAAUUCAACUCCAUUCUACCAUCUGCUGUCUGCUAAACUCAAUUACUUUCCUUCUCAGAGCCACCAAGCGGUAGUACAAUGCCUCCCUAUCCCCGCCCGGACUUUUCCCGUCGCACCCUCAACUGGCUCUCGCUUGACGGGCCCUGGGACUUUCUCUUCGAUGACGCCGACCAGGGCCUGGCGGAGCGAUGGCAGCACGAGGGGCUCCCCACCCGGGCGGAACCCCACGCCAAACGCCCGAUUCAAGUGCCGUAUGCCUUCCAGACGACCGCCUCGGGCAUUGGCCUCCAUGAGGUGCACGAAGUGCUUUGGUAUGAGCGGACGCUGCCGGAUAUUCGCACCGCGGAGGAACGUGCCCAGGGCCAUCGACUAGUGCUGCGCUUCGGGGCCGUCGACUACGAAUGCACCGUCUGGGUCGAUGGCCAGCUUGUUGGAGGCCACCGGGGCGGUCAUGUUCCCGUUGAGGUUGAUGUCACAGAUGCAUUUCGGACGCCGGGCAGUGUCGACCCUCACCGGCUUACGGUCCGCGUCACCGACUCGGCUUCAGAUCUGGGUCAGCUGCGCGGAAAGCAAUACUGGGGUCCAGUCCCACAGGAAAUCUUCUACCCCCCGACCAGUGGUAUCUGGUUGUCCGUCUGGCUCGAGAGUGUGCCGUCAAUGCGGCUGGGCAGCAGCAGCGAUGGCACCGUGCUGAGGUCGGAUGAUAUCCGGGGGGGUUACUUGCAAGCCCGACUCGCCGUCCUGGGUCGUCCGAUGGCAGCCGAAUGCGCCGUCGAGAUUGAAGCCAGCCUGGCGGGCACCGUGGUCAGCCACAGCCGACAGAACCUACCGCGGGACAAGGACUGGGUCAAUCUGGAAGUAGAUAUGCGUGUGCCCGAACCCAGCGCGCUCAAAGGGACAGAGCCAUUGAGCCGCGAGGACUGCUGGCAGGGCCGAGUCGCCCUGUGGGCACCCGAACACCCAGUUCUGUAUGGCUUGACGCUGCGUCUCUACAAUGCGUCCGGGAGUCUGGUGGACGCCGUGGAGACCACGACCGGCAUGCGAAGCAUUUCCUGGUCCAAUGGCGAUGGGACCUUGCGGCUGAACGGCAAGCCCUGCUUCCAAACCCUGGUGUUGGAUCAGGGCUAUUGGCCCGAGACGGGGCUGACGCCGCCCUCGCAGGAGGCCCUCCGGGCGGAUAUUGAGAUGGCCCAGAAAAUGGGCCUUAACGGCUGCCGCAAGCACCAGAAGGUCGAAGACCCCGUGUUCCACUGGUGGGCCGAUCAACUCGGAUUCCUCGUGUGGGGGGAGAUCGCCAACGCCUACGAGUUCAGUGCCGAGUACAUGAAUCGCUUCAAUGCCGAGUGGGUCGAGGCCGUGCGUCGCGACAUCAAUCACCCCUGCAUCGUCGCGUGGACCCCGUUCAAUGAAAGCUGGGGCUAUCCGUCCCUAAAGGACAAUAUUGACCAGCGGAACCAUAUCCGCUCAAUCUAUUACCUGACCAAAACCCUGGAUCCCACGCGACCCAUCAACGACAACUGUGGCUGGGAGCAUGUGGCCACCGACCUGACCACCUACCACGACUACACGGAUUCUCCGGCUCUGGCCGCCACCUGUGCUGAUUUCGAGCGCGGCAUUCUGGGCAAGAAAUCCAACCGGGACAUGUUCGUGGGGCCUAUUCAGGACAGCUCAUCUGGCCUCGUUGACCCUGGCGCACGACAUACCCCGGGGGCUCCCGUCAUCUGCUCCGAGUUUGGGGGCGUGAAUAUUAUCCCGGCCCAAGGGACUGAGGCGGGCGAGAGGGACUGGGGGUACACCACCGCCAGUGAUCCGGAGGACCUGCUCAGUCGGCUGGAGAAGCUGGUGAUGGCCGUCGUCAAGGGGGGAUAUUCAUGUGGGUUGGUUUAUACGCAGCUGUGCGAUAUCGAACAGGAGGUUAAUGGCCUCUACUCGUACGAUCGGAAGGAAAAGGUACCGGCGGCCCGGGUCAAGGCUAUCAUGGAUGCAGCGCACCGGUACUAUCACGAACAUGUGGCUCUGAAGUGAAGGGUGGACAUUUAAUUAGCAGAUGAGAUA